CUGACCCCUGUUGUGUCGGUCUCUCCUCCUUCCUCAGUGGUGGUCCAUCCUGGAGAUAAUGUCACUUUGCAGUGCACCAAUGUCACUGGAGCUCCAGGACACAUUGGCUGGUUCAAGCAAGUCAACUACUCAGAGCCCCUAGGCAUCGCGUCUAUGUACAGCUCUGAGUCAACUGUCCGGCAUCACAAUGGUUUUCAGCCCAGCCAUAUGGAAAUGUUUGUCAGCCAUAGAAUAAUCUUCCUCAAAAUCACAGAGUUGGAUGUAGCUGAUUCUGGUCUUUACUUCUGUGGAAUGUUCGAUAAAUACAUCAUCUUCACCAAUGCAACUGUCCUGAAGGUCCAUGGUAAUCUUUUCAACAACUUGUCUGCUAUGACUCCAAAUGCACUAACAUGUAUCUGAGGUAUCAGAGAUAUUAUUGAGAAAAUGUUGGAGAUAUAAUACUAUCGUACUACAGUGGGAAUAACAGUGGGAAUAUUUAUCUCUCCUAAUCUUCCAAAAGGUCACAAAGAUUCUGAAAAGGACCUUACAGAGCAUUGUGAAGAAGGUAUGUUUAUUCUGUUAUUUUAAGUGAGAAUCUUUCGUAAAUGAAUUUAUAUGAUGUACCAUGAAAGUACCACAGAAUAUAAAUAAAGUACAACAGCGUCUUAUAGCAACCUAGACUGAGAAUUCUUGUUAUUUCAGUUGCUGAUCAACAAAUGAGAAUCCUGGUCCUUCUCUCCAUCAUAAGAACUGGAGUUCUCCUCUGCUGUCUGACCUGCUUCAUCAUCAUCUACACCACCAGGAAA
Messenger RNA from Coregonus sp. 'balchen', 785 nucleotides. Lineage: Eukaryota; Metazoa; Chordata; Actinopteri; Salmoniformes; Salmonidae. The record is from the annotation of a GenBank genome assembly.